Monodelphis domestica (gray short-tailed opossum) is the source of this 3912-nucleotide messenger RNA. It is a transcript of the gene SSRP1, whose product is annotated as structure specific recognition protein 1. The record is from RefSeq and is a predicted model, not a curated record. NCBI's taxonomy places the organism in Eukaryota, Metazoa, Chordata, Mammalia, Didelphimorphia, Didelphidae. Gene Ontology annotation, biological process: regulation of chromatin organization. Gene Ontology annotation, cellular component: nucleus; FACT complex. Gene Ontology annotation, molecular function: nucleosome binding; histone binding; DNA binding.
UGUACCCAGGGAUUGCUGUUGGCUUCUGCCAUCCCAGAGAGCUGCCAAAUCAGUUCCGGCUCCACUGAGAACCUGACACCGGAGACUGAAACUGACACUUAAAUCGGCUUGCUGGUCUCUCUGGGAGGAGUGCAGGGAUUUGACUAUGGAUGGAGGCUCCGAGGAUAGACAGCGAGUCUGCGCUCGGAAAAGCUACAGCUCCACGGUGUGGGGGAGUGGAGACUGCGGCUGAACUCACUGGAUGGCUAGAAGAACCCCUUGGCCACUCAUCUGUCAAAUGGGGGAAGAGAGGAGGCUGAACUAGGGAGCCCUGAAGCUUGUAUCCCACCACCGCAGCACGAUGGAGUCCAGAGGCUAACUUUCUUGGCUCUUUCGCCUUGUCACAGCUGAAUCACAGAACUUUGAGGCAGGUAGGGCUGCGGGGGGCCAUCUAGAGCAAACCAUCAGGACAGGGGAAACUAACAGGGGGCCACACAGUCUUUUCUUGAGCUUCUAGUGAUUGCGACAUUCUGUGGGGGCCGGAGAGGGCUUCCUCACUACCAAAUUGUCACUAUCUAAGCCAUAAGAUUAGGAACUGGAAGGAUCAUUUAAUAUAGGACCUCCUCAGUUUACUCAAGAGGAAACUGAGGCAAGGAGUGGUAACAGGUCUUGUUCAAAGUCCACGAGUCCAAAGGCGGGUACAUCUAACCUCAGUUCUUCCAGGUUGGGGUUCCUCCUACUACAACUCCGCAGCCCCCUCCCCAAGAACCCCAAGGCACAGAGAUGUGCGUGCACACAGCGCCCAAGGGUGGCCCGUAGCACGUGCAUGAGACUAGUACAAGGCUCACACCUGCCCCCGAGAGUGCACACUCGCACACAUGUACACAAGCAUAGGCACUCGCAGCACUCCAGACCUGCUGGGGCUCCAUCAAGCGCCCCCAAGUCCAAGGCCGUGGUCUGGUUCCUGGAGCCUCCAGCCCCGCUACCGUCCCUCCCUCGGCCCCUCCCCCUCACAGUCCUCCCGCCUCUCUAUGGUAUUGUGGCGGGCCAGCCGGGCCGCACCAGGGUGCUUUCUAGCCUGCUCGUCCUGUCUAUGGCAGCGUCGCUUCCGGUGGCGGGAGCCGGGGCUGCGCACGCGGGAAAAGAUCCUGAUCCCGGAGCCCCCUCCCCCGCCCCCUGUGCCCGCCCGAGUCCACCAGUGUCCGUGUCCAUGCCCCCUGGAGGAACCCGGAGUUGAGGAGAUCCCACUAGACUUCUGUUGCCUCACUCGCCUUUUUGGGACCAGCGUCUCCCUUGAACUUCCUACUUAGUUUUCCACUGUCUGGUGCUUGGGCCAGCAGGGGCCAGGUCAGCAUGGCAGAGACUUUGGAAUUCAAUGAUAUCUACCAGGAGGUGAAAGGUUCUAUGAAUGAUGGUCGUCUUCGGUUGAGCCGCCAAGGAAUAAUCUUCAAGAAUAGUAAGACAGGCAAAGUGGACAACAUUCAGGCUGGGGAACUGACUGAAGGCAUCUGGCGACGAGUAGCUCUGGGCCAUGGCCUCAAGCUUCUUACGAAGAAUGGCCACUUCUAUAAGUAUGAUGGCUUCCGAGAAUCGGAGUUUGAAAAACUGUCAGAUUUCUUCAAAUCACACUAUCGGUUGGAGUUGGUAGAGAAGGACCUGUGUGUGAAGGGCUGGAAUUGGGGAACAGUAAAGUUUGGUGGCCAGCUCCUGUCUUUCGAUAUUGGCGAACAACCAGUCUUUGAGAUCCCUCUCAGUAAUGUUUCCCAGUGCACCACAGGCAAGAAUGAGGUGACACUAGAGUUUCACCAGAAUGAUGAUGCUGAGGUCUCCCUCAUGGAGGUGCGCUUCUAUGUGCCACCCACUCAAGAGGAUGGUGUUGACCCCGUUGAGGCGUUUGCCCAGAAUGUGCUUUCUAAGGCAGAUGUGAUCCAGGCUACUGGAGAUGCCAUCUGCAUCUUCCGCGAGUUGCAGUGCUUGACACCCCGAGGCCGUUAUGACAUCCGUAUCUACCCCACUUUCCUGCAUCUUCAUGGCAAGACCUUCGAUUACAAAAUCCCAUAUACUACCGUGUUGCGACUUUUCCUGCUACCUCAUAAGGACCAGCGCCAAAUGUUCUUUGUGAUCAGUUUAGACCCUCCCAUCAAGCAGGGCCAGACUCGCUAUCACUUCCUGAUCCUUCUUUUCUCCAAGGAUGAGGAUAUCUCCCUGACCCUCAACAUGAAUGAGGAUGAGGUGGAGAAGCGUUUUGAGGGUCGUCUUACCAAGAACAUGUCUGGGUCCCUCUAUGAGAUGGUCAGCCGUGUCAUGAAAGCCUUAGUGAACCGCAAGAUCACAGUGCCUGGCAACUUCCAAGGGCACUCAGGGGCCCAGUGCAUCACGUGUUCCUACAAAGCCAGCUCAGGAUUGCUGUACCCACUGGAGCGAGGCUUCAUCUAUGUUCAUAAGCCACCUGUGCACAUCCGAUUUGAUGAGAUCUCCUUUGUCAAUUUUGCCCGUGGCACUACUACUACUCGCUCCUUUGACUUUGAAAUUGAGACAAAGCAGGGUACACAGUAUACUUUCAGCAGUAUUGAAAGAGAGGAAUAUGGGAAGCUGUUUGACUUUGUGAAUGCCAAGAAACUCAACAUCAAAAACCGAGGAUUGAAAGAGGGCAUUAAUCCGAGCUACGAUGAAUAUGCUGAUUCAGAUGAAGAUCAGCAUGAUGCCUACCUGGAGAGGAUGAAGGAAGAGGGCAAGAUCCGUGAGGAGAAUGCCAAUGACAGCAGUGAUGACUCAGGAGAUGAAACCGAUGAAUCUUUCAACCCUGGGGAUGAGGAGGAUGAUGUCGCAGAGGAGUUUGACAGCAAUGCCUCUGCCAGCUCCUCCAGCAAUGAGGGCGACAGUGACAGGGAUGAAAAGAAGAAGAAACUGGCUAAGAAAGCUAAGAUUGUCAAGGAACGAAAAUCCCGGAAGAAGCCUGUGGAGGGUAAGAAGGGCAAAGAUCCAAAUGCCCCCAAGAGGCCCAUGUCUGCCUAUAUGUUGUGGCUUAAUGCCAGUCGGGAAAAGAUCAAGUCUGACCACCCGGGCAUCAGCAUCACUGAUCUCUCUAAGAAAGCAGGAGAGAUCUGGAAGGGGAUGAGCAAAGAGAAGAAAGAGGAAUGGGACCGAAAGGCUGAGGAGGCCAAGAGAGAAUAUGAGAAGGCCAUGAAAGAGUACAGUGAAGGAGGCCGAGCUGAGUCUUCUUACAGGAAGGAUAAGUCCAAGAAGAAGAAGAAAGGAAAGGUGAAGAUGGAGAAAAAGUCUACCCCUUCUAAAGGCUCAUCUAAGUCUUCAUCUAAACAACUGAGUGAGAGCUUCAAGAGCAGAGAAUUUGUGUCCAGUGACGAGAGUUCUUCAGGCGAGAACAAGAGCAAAAAGAAGAGGAGGAGGAGUGAGGAUUCUGAAGAGGAGGAGGAACUGGCCAGCACCCCACCCAGCUCAGAAGAAUCAGGAUCCGGGUCAGAUGAGGAGUAGAGAAGCAGCAUCUUCUCUGCUGUCCCUUGUCACCUUUCCACCUCCCCAUUUCCAGUUUCCAUCCAUCUCCUUUUACCAGCAGCCCCUGAAUUGGGGAAUCAUCCCUGGACUUAGCUCGCAGUGCAGCCCUCCUUGGUUUAUGGACUUCAGUGACUGGGCAGGGAGGGUUUUUUCUGCUUCACAGGGAUGACUCAGUUGAGUUUGGGAAGAAGGUACAAGUUGGAGUGCAGGUUACGUGGGACCUAAAAUCUUCACCCAUGUUUUCUUCUCCACAGUACUGCCAGCUGAUCCCUUCUCUGUCCCUUGGCAACUCAUGGGAAGCUGCAGCAGGGGCCACACACAGGGUCAGCCUUGUAGCCCCUUGCUGGGGCCUAUUUCUAUUUUGUAUUUCUGGUCAGUGGAAGUCACAAAAAAAGAUUUAAUAAAAGCAGAGUGACUUUA